AUGCGUCAUCUGUGUUUAGUACUGGUUGGGUUAAUUCUGUGGAGCUGUAGCUCUGUGCAUUCAGCUAGAACGAGCAUGAACAGGCAGCAGCCGGAGGUGAGGGAUGAGCCAGCGGGCCCCCGGGAGCAGGCUGGAGCAGAGCAAGCUGGUGAGAGAGAGUCCACAGGGGCUUUAGAGACAGACUUCUUGUCAGAUUUUGCUGGGAAAAAACGUUUGUGGGUGAUCACUGCCCCGUCUCACAGUGAUAACUACUUGCACAUGAUGGAGAAACAGAUCCAAGAGUCAGAGGGGCUGAACUGUCGCUUAGCAGAGAGGGAUACCCUCAUUGUGAUCAUUAUUCAGAAUGCCAUGAUGGAGGGCAAAAUCCAGCACACAACCAUGCAGGGGCGGGCUACAGAGGAAGCCAUGGACUCUGACAUGGUAACCAAGCUGCUCCAUUACUUAGAACUGGAACACCAGACCUUCUCCAUGUUGAUCCUGAAGAAAAACCUGAAGGUGAGUGAGAAGUUUCCUUACCCUGUCCGUGUUGAAGCCAUUCUGGAAGCCAUUGAUCAGCUCCCUAUGCGUAAGCUGGAAAAGGUCACCAGGAAAGGGUCACACCAGAAAUGCAAGAUCACGAAGAAGAGGUUAGUGGUCAAGCAGUCAAGUGCUAACAAAAAAAAAAUCUUUAGUGCCCUGAAGCAGGGAAAUGUUACAUCGAUCUUUCCUCCAAUCCAAACAGCACUUGAUAAAAAGGCAGCCAUCAAAAGUCAAGUUAGAGAUAUCCUCGAUGGACGAUCCAGAUUCAUCAUCCAUAAAACCCCCUCGAGCUCUGGUGGAGGCAUACCUCUGACUGCAGUAAAGUCUGGUAGAAAGGAAGAAGCAAAGCCAAAACUCGACAAUAAUAGAAAGAACACAGAAGGUGGAGGAGACAGGGAAGUAGUGAAAGGGGGGAAUAAGCAUGACUCUGGGUCUAAAGUGGAUAAAGGAGUAGGAAUAAGCUCAGAUGGCUUUACAGCAGAUAAAGAGAUCAAAGGAGAGCAAAUAGUGGAAAGUUCAAAAUCCAAAAAGAAAGGGAAAGGAAAGAAGGAUGGGCAGAAGAAGAAGGGAAAAAGAGGGAAGAAGUCACAAAGUGACAGUAAAAAAAAAGCAGCUCUUAAUGAGUUUACAGACAAACUCAAGGGCAAAAGAAGACUUCUUGUGAUUUCUUCUCCCAGUGAAGUCUCGAGUCAGUAUAUCCAACAGAGAGAUGACAACGAGCUGCAUAGCUGUGCCUUUGCAUUCCGGAAGGUUACUGUGCUGGCUGUUCUGGGUUCAGAUCACAGCACCACACUGCGUCUGCAACACUAUCAGCAAGAUGGAGAUCCUCAGCUGCCCUCAUUGCCCGACAGCUCCAAAAACUCUGACUUGAUCAGUCAAAUACGUAAAGAAUAUGGACUUGUGUCCAAGGAAUUCUCCAUGGUGGUGGCUGACUAUGACAUGAUACCUAAACUUCGGAAGGUGUUUGAUUUACCAACAGCCCCACUGGCUAUCAUAAAUUACAUUGAUAGCUUCCAGUCACGGCAGCUGGAGAAAGAGCAGGAGAAGAAAGGUUCCUCACCCUGUGCUCCAUCCGAAAUAAAUAAUGAGGAAGAGAAUUCACUGCUCAGGUUUAUGUCCAAAAGAAGACUUUUGAUCAUUUCUGCCCCCACAGAGGAAGACUAUCUUCUACAUCAGCAACUUCAAGCUCUUAAUGGACAGGAAUGUCAAAUGGGUAUCCGUCAUUUUGCUUUGCUGAAGCUGGUGGGCAAAGAACCUACAGCUUCUGGGACCCUUGAGCUGUUUCCUCUGAAUGGCAAAAGUCAAUCUGAAAGAGAACCAUUGUCUCAGGAUGUGGUGAAGAGACUGAGGGAUCAGCUUAAGAUCAACAGGGACUACUUCAGUAUGGUAGUGGUGGAGAAGGAUGGAGACCUCAAAGCGUGGUUUCCCUCCCCAGUGUGGUCCAUGGCCAACAUCUAUGAUCUGGUGGACUCCAUGGAAUUGCGCCACGAAGAAAUGCAGCUGCAGCAGGCACUAAGCAUCCACUGCCCAGAAGACAGUGGUGGGGGUGGGGCUGCUAGUUACCAUGGAUACACUGAUGAGACUGACGACAGCUAUCUGUACCAUCGAUCAGAGGACUGA
This is a messenger RNA of Electrophorus electricus (electric eel), 2139 nucleotides long. RefSeq names its product coiled-coil domain containing 80 like 2 (gene ccdc80l2). NCBI's taxonomy places the organism in Eukaryota, Metazoa, Chordata, Actinopteri, Gymnotiformes, Gymnotidae. The record is from RefSeq and is a predicted model, not a curated record. Gene Ontology annotation, cellular component: basement membrane. Gene Ontology annotation, biological process: extracellular matrix organization; positive regulation of cell-substrate adhesion.